CUCAAGGUAAUCACAAGUGGAGUAGUGGGAUCAUCAUGAGGAACUCACUUAGCUGCGUAUGCGGUAACUCAUGGUAAGGUUGACUCGAACCAGAGGAUAGGCCAGGGUGUACAGCCCCAGAAUCUCGUAAUGGAAUUCGUACGUUAAAACUCGCAACACCCGGAACAAGCCUGGUAGUGAAGUGGUGAAUCAAACUGACCGGCACUAGUGAAAGUCAGAUUCGUGAGGAACAAGCCGGGUCUAGUCAAAUUUGAGGCUGCACCGACCAAAUCAUUACCUUGCGUCAAUUGUUGUAGCACCGUGUUCCUAGAUACCAAAGAUGCCUUAUAUUCGAUUGACGGACGUUCCCUUUUGGAUUGCCCACACAAGAAUGGUGUGCACGUUUAAUAUGUACAUGCAUGGUCCGGGCAGAGCGAGGCUUCAUGGCAAACUAUCGCCGCAAUUCAAUAUCUCCAGUGGCGCGAGACGAAGUUGUCUGUUUUCACCAUUACUCUUUAACUUCGCCAUUGACGAAGUUAUGGAGACUGCCUUCACUAAACACGACCUACAAGAUGUGCAGUUGCACCCAGAUGAUGGAGUUCUUGACUUGGAGUAUGCCAACGACAUUUCCUUCAUUGGUGACCGCUGCCAAACUUGUCGAGCAGCUCCGGACAAAUUAGAGCUGGCUGUCAAUGGUUUUAAACUUUGAUUUUCUCCCACGAAAUGCCUGUCAAACGACCUCCUCGUGGUGUCAGC
Molecule: messenger RNA, 735 nt
Organism: Dicrocoelium dendriticum
Lineage: Eukaryota; Metazoa; Platyhelminthes; Trematoda; Plagiorchiida; Dicrocoeliidae
Source: the annotation of a GenBank genome assembly